AUGAUAAAGAGGCAGAAAGCAGCUGAGCUCAACGACUGCAGAGAAUUAGUGGAAGUACAAUCAGGAAAUGAGUACCAAAUACGCAAGUUGAUGGAGCAAUUUCCGCAAUAUGCAUGGAAAUACGCGGAAGGAAUAACAAUCCCUGGUUACAUGAUCAAGAUCGCUGAGCAAGUAUCAGAAGAGUUCGACGGUGUCCGAAAUAUUCCGACCGAUCUUUUCCCUUGUGAGUAUUUUCGAGUAAUCGAUCACAGCACUCCUACCGAGCUGGCUAUCCAACCGAAAAGAUUCGACAAAACAGAGGAACAAUUACGGCGAAAAAUGCAGAUACAUUAUGAAGAUGAUCAAGACCGCAUAAGAAUUCCGUCUUGUCAACUUUUUCCUAAAGUCGCAUGUGCUGUGCGAAUUGAAAACAUGUGGUAUCGCGGAAAGUUGGAGAAUGUUGCAGACUUGAGUCCAUGGGUUUACGUGUAUCUGGUGGAUGUCGGUAUGAGUCGUCAGGUUGCAAAAUCAGAAUUACGAUACCUGGAUUCGAAAUUCGGACACUACCCACCAAUGGUGGCAAGGGGAAGAAUCCGAGGUGCUUUCAUUCAACACAUGGACUACGAUAAAGUGGAUCGCUUUCGAUACGUUGUUAAAGACCUCAAUUACUUGACUCGUUGUCAGAUUAUAUCAACUGUUGAACCAUAUGAAGUCAAUAUGUUUCAUCCAAAAUACGAAUUAUUGAAUGUCUGCUCAUUUCUUCUUGUUCCCCGGCACGGGUUGCCUUCAGUAGAAGGUAUUUGGCCUCCAAAAGUUAUUGCAAGAGAACUGAAUCGUGAAAAUGGAGUUGAAAGUGACGAAAACGACGAUUCUGGAGCCGACUCCGAUGAUUUCAUUGGAGAUGAGGAGGACGGAGAUGAUGGUUGGAACUUUCAAGAAGAUUCUGAUUGUUUUCUUAGAUCAUUCUCACCAGCGACUAAAGUUUUUCGAGUAGUCGAUGAGAAUUUUCAGAUAGAACGAGUGGAAAAUGAGCGAUUGGUGUUCCUGACAAACGAUGAUAUGCGUCAGAAAAGAAGAGAAAUCGAAACAUAUAGAAAACAUUCCCUUAAACAGCUUCCGGAGAAAUGGAUGGUAUUUGGAACAUCGUGUGCUGUCCUUCACGAAGGAAUUCUGAAACGAGCCGCUAUCUAUAGAAUAAAUGAUCACUCAUUGAACCUGCUGCUCGUGGACUAUGGAAUUAAUAUCGAAAUCGCGAAAUCAGAAGUGUUCAGUUUGCCAAACGAGGAACCGGUCAAUAGUGAACCUCAGCUUACACUCGUCUCUUUGGCAGCCUUCGACUUCAUUCAUUACUCUAGGGUUGAAGUUAUUCGCCAACUUCUACCAACCGGAACGCUCGUUCAUUUUGAGAGAGAAAGAAGAUCCAAAGACAUCCCAACAAAGGGUGAUCUCUUCCUUCGGGACGGAACUUCUGUUGAACAAAUUGUAAAUGAAACGAUCUCUGACCGUAAUCUGGAUCUCGAAUGCCUCGAUAUUGUUCCAUUCUGUGGAUAUACCGAAUACAAUAGGGACCUGCACCGUGAUCAAAUUAACCUCGACUUCUCGUACACUCGUGAAAGCUCAAUUAUUUAUAAGAAAUCCAAACUUGUUGCAUCGAAAUUUUAA
Messenger RNA from Caenorhabditis briggsae, 1641 nucleotides. The transcript is spliced from 6 exons. NCBI's taxonomy places the organism in Eukaryota, Metazoa, Nematoda, Chromadorea, Rhabditida, Rhabditidae. The record is from RefSeq and is a predicted model, not a curated record. Bases 1 to 1641 code for a protein of 546 amino acids.